AUGGCGACCGGCGGUUACAAUUCUCUGCCGUCCUUCUCCAAGGUGCCUAAGGGCAGGCGAACACAGCGUCACCGCCAAUCGCCUCUGUCGGUUUCUUGGCUCACCGAAAGUGAGAAGAAGUGUGCCCUCGCGCUCCAGGACUUAUCAAGGGCUCCGCCAAUUUCACUACCGUUGCUGUCGCAGCAGGACAAGCCACUUCCGCCGCAGCCGCCUAUCCGACAGCCGUUUCCGUCUGUAUCUCCGGCUCCGACACAGCGCAACCAGGCGAGUUAUGUCGUAUGUUCCCAGUGCAGUAAGGUGUUCUCUUCCUACCAGGCCUUGGGGGGCCACAAAGCCAGCCAUCAUAAGUUCCCCGCCGAAAACAAGCCUCACGCUUGCUCUUUUUGCUCCAAGUCGUUCGCGACUGGGCCAGCGCUAGGCGGGCACAUGAGGGCUCACUACGAGAGGAUUAGACGGCAAGCCGCAGCCGAGAACAGGCCGAUGGCUGGGCCAUCGUCCUCGCUGACUGAGUGCUCGACGGCGAUGGGCUUGUUAAUUGACCUCAACCAGGAGGCGAUGCCGGAAGCGGAAUUGGCUAAGGAAGAGGAAACAGUGAGCUCUCAUCCGGCGGCGGCGGCCACCUCUCCCCCUCCUCGCUUCUUUACUGAUCUUGUCCGGAAUAUGAGUCGGAUUAAAGGCGGGUGUACUGUUGUUGGUGUUGACGGAGGGGUGACUGAGAUACCUUUCUCGUAUGCGCUUAUGAAAACGGAUUCCCACGUGAUGCUGAUGACCGACAAUGACUGA
This is a messenger RNA of Zingiber officinale, 783 nucleotides long. RefSeq names its product zinc finger protein ZAT10-like. The record is from RefSeq and is a predicted model, not a curated record. The coding region runs from base 1 to 783 and encodes 260 amino acids. NCBI's taxonomy places the organism in Eukaryota, Viridiplantae, Streptophyta, Magnoliopsida, Zingiberales, Zingiberaceae. The transcript has 2 exons. Gene Ontology annotation, molecular function: DNA-binding transcription factor activity.